GACAGGAAUACAGUAACCUAGAUUGGCGAUAUACUGUACAAUUAGUAGCAGGGCGCUAAAGUAUUUCGGAGGAGUACAGUAGCCUAUGGAGUGACGUGAUCCUGAACAACCAAUAGCAGAGCGCCAAUGUAUUCUGAGGGGAGUACAGAAGCCUAUAGAGUGAUGUUCCGUACAAUUAGGCGUUCUAGGGGGCGUACGGAAACCUAUGGAGCUACAACCAAUAGCGGGGCGCUAAGGUUUUCUGACUGAGGGGAGCACAGUAGUCCAUGGGGUGUGUUAUCCCGUACAACCAAUAGCAGAGCGCUAAUGUAUUUUGUAGAGAAGCACAGUAGCCUAUGGAGUGAGGUUAUCCCGUACAACCAAUAGCAGAGCGCUAAUGUAUUCUGAGAAGAGCGCAGUAGCCUAUGGAGUGACGUUAUCCUGCACAACCAGUAGCAGAAUGCCAAUGUAAUGUAGGAGGAGUGCGGCGGCGCGUAGCAGAUUUAAAUGGGAGUUGCUGCGAGCCUGAGGCAACUGAGGGGCGAGCACUGUAGGCCGGUUCGCUGGCUGUCAUGGUUUACAUUUUCUAAGUCACUAACACAUUGCGCUAGAAUACAAAGCAGGCGGUUGUGACUUCACCUGCUGCAGUUACAAUAUGGCGACUGGUAAGGACCUGCCUUGCAUACUGGUGCAGGAGAUGGGAGGAUCUUUUGGCGUUAUGGAGGAGCAUGUGGACUACUUGGAGGAGCGAUUUACUUUAAUCACUAUGAAAGAGUUAAAGGAGAAGAAAGAACAAGUAGCAGAUAAGAUAGUAUGCAUCUUUAAUUGGGCAAACAAGCCUGAUAUUGACCGAGAGCUUCUGGAAUGCCUUCCUCGACUGAAAGUGAUUGCAAGUGCAGGAGCAGGAGUUGAUCACUUAAACCUAAAGAUGAUAUCCAGCUAUGGGGUGAAAGUUGCCAACACGCCCAACGCUGUGACCAAUGCUACAGCUGACUUGGCCAUGACACUGCUGCUCGUGUCUGCCAGGAGCUUUCUGGAAGGUCACAAGAUUGCAAUGUCUCCAGACACUGAUCAUUUCCAUGCUAACUGGGUAUCUAGAGGGGAUAUAACCGGGAAUACUGUCGGCAUUGUCGGAAUGGGAAAGAUUGGAUAUAAAAUUGCACAAAGAGCAAAGGCAUUUGAAAUGAAGAUUCUGUAUCAUAACAGACAUCAAAGACUGGAAGAAGAAAAGUCAGUUGGGGCCACAUACUGCGAAAAUCUGACAGAUUUGCUCCAGCAGUCAGAUUAUGUAAUACUGGUUGUUAACCUAACUCCACAGACAGAAAAACUGAUUGGGAGGAGAGAAUUGAAACUAAUGAAGCCUUCAGCAACUUUGAUUAAUGUCAGCAGAGGUCCAGUCGUUGAUCAGGAUGCUUUGGUGGAAGCCUUACAAGUGGGAGAAAUCAAAGCUGCUGCACUAGAUGUUACAUAUCCAGAACCCUUGCCUAGAAAUCAUCUACUAUUAAAACUGAACAAUGUCAUUUUAACACCACAUAUGGGAAGCGCAACUCACAGAACCAGACGUAUGAUGAUGGAAGAAAUGGUUCAAAGUUUGAUCGAUGGUGUAAAUGGCCUCCCUGUGUCCAAUCAAGUUAUUGCCAAGUGACAUGAACGAUCCUUUUGACAAUCAUAUGUAUUUUCUUCUGCACUCCACCAUGUAAACAUGAGUCAUCCAUUCACCUCUUACAUGGCAUAUUCUGACACCUAAAACUCCAGGUUUGGCAAGCAAAGUUACUGUUUUUCUUUUGUUUUGACUUUACCGUAUUAUGUGUUUUUUCUUCUAAUGGCCUUCCACAAAAUCUUGGAAACAAUGGAACUCUCAACAUGCACUUAGUUGUGUAGCCAAUACAGGCUGUGUCUGUCCAUUGUUUGUUGCCUGUAUAGAAGACACCUGGGAAAUCUUGCUGAUUGAUAGGUGAUCAAAUA
This is a messenger RNA of Rana temporaria (common frog), 1944 nucleotides long. RefSeq names its product glyoxylate/hydroxypyruvate reductase B-like. Gene Ontology annotation, molecular function: NAD binding; hydroxypyruvate reductase [NAD(P)H] activity; glyoxylate reductase (NADPH) activity. The transcript has 6 exons. Bases 635 to 1624 code for a protein of 329 amino acids. NCBI's taxonomy places the organism in Eukaryota, Metazoa, Chordata, Amphibia, Anura, Ranidae. The record is from RefSeq and is a predicted model, not a curated record. Gene Ontology annotation, cellular component: cytosol.